Molecule: messenger RNA, 5420 nt
Organism: Papilio polytes (common Mormon)
Lineage: Eukaryota; Metazoa; Arthropoda; Insecta; Lepidoptera; Papilionidae
Exons: 5
Coding region: 51-5273 (1740 amino acids)
Source: RefSeq, a predicted model, not a curated record
UCUUUUUAAUAUAGAAAAGUUUUAAUUUAUAUCUCUUAUUAAAAGUAAAAAUGGAAAACUGCGACAAGUAUGAACCUGAUAACGUAUUUAAAGUUUUCGAAUUGAUUGAAUUUCCGAUAUGUUUCGUAGGUUUAACUUUAUCAAAACAGAUUAGGGUGGAGAGAGAUCUAUAUACAUCAGCAUAUUUCAAAACAAUGCACGAAGGCACAUUAAUGAAAUUCGAAGAGGCUCGCGAAGUAUCCGCAUCGCAUAGAGCUUUUAUUAUAACGAACAUUGACAAUCAUACAAUAGAAAUAACUUUCAAACCUACUAAUGAAUGCAUCGUGGGACCUAAACAAUUAAAAAAUAAUGAUAAUAGAUUUGUUGUUGAUUUGAGACUAAUACAUGUAGAUGGAGUUAGAUGUUGUAAUAAUGAAUGGCAUGCUGAAAUUGGAAGAUAUUACAUUAGUGGUCAAUUUGAAUAUAUUAAAAUGUCACAUAAACCAAAGGUAUUAGAUUUUGGAGAAGUAUCACUUAGUAAAAAAAUCACAAUACCAUUAGUGAUACGAAACGAUUCUAAGUUCACAACGGCGAAGGUCUAUUAUCUGAAAUCAGUCAGCUUCGAAGUAUUGCCGCAAGUGUUUUGUAUAAAACCUGCCUCAUCUCAAGAAAUAUUAAUUACAGUAAAGCCUAAUAGUCUAAAAGUUGACAAUCAAAUUGAAUUUCAUAUAACAAACCCUAAUGAAAGCAUUUAUAAACCGACAACGGGUAAUAAUUCCGUUGAAUACAAUGAUAACAUUUUACCUUACAAAAUCUCGUGCAAGAUUAAAGUUAUUUGCGCUCAAAGAUAUCGUCCUCCGCUUGCUAAGUCAUUACAUACGUUACGACAUGAACCGGAUCCUUACUACACUUAUGACGAAGAAGAGCUAUCUAUAAUCAAAGAGCAUAAGAAGAAAGCUAUAGAAUUUUUGACAGUUUGUAAAAUGUCCGCUCUAACUAAAUAUGUAUCUGAAAACAGAAUCAUAGAGAAAGACCAGUGUUAUAUUGAUGUAGAUAGUAAACCAAAGGUACCGGGAAAUUUGUUUUGUACAACGUUUCCUCGAUUGCUAUCAAUUUAUGACGUUUUCUUUAUAUUACCCCAACCUACAGUCGUUGAAUUCGGUCGAGUUGGAUUAGAAUCUUAUGCCGAAAAUCAUAUAACUAUUAACAAUAACAGUAUGUCUGAUAUCACACUAGAUUUUUUUCAAAGUGACUAUAUACUUUACACAGAAAGAAAAGAACGUACCUUACAUGUAAAGUUAAAGGCAAUGAAGGAAAUAAAAUUAAACUUAUUCUGUUUCGGUCAUUCUGAGGGAAACUUUGUCAAUUACUUCGAAUAUACUAUAAAUAACAAAUAUUACCGACAACAUUUAUACACACUUCAAAUUGGAAACGCGAGUCUCGUGUUGUCUGAUAAAAGUUUAAAAUUUGGUAUGGUCACCAUGGAAGCUUUUAUUACAUCACUUCCGAUAAAAAUGCACAACUAUUUUAAUGUUACCGUAGACUUUACGUGGAAUACUCCAAACGAUGAUAUGCCAUUCGAAGUAGUUCCAAGUACGGGCUCACUCCCAGGAAAUACUUGCAGGAUGUGUAACGUAAUAUACAACUGUAGACCUACAAAAGCGAAAGUGUUUGAAAUCGACUUGAACUUGGAAAAGAAAGUCAUUCCUGUGGAACUCUAUAUCGUGACACGCAAACUUUCCAUCAAAUUCUUAAAAACAGCUUUAGCAUUAAAUGAUAUUGCAUUAAAUUUAGAAACAGUAGAAAAACUCAAAUUGGAAAAUUCUUCAAGAGAAGUUGCUUUCUUUUAUGUAGUUGAACCUCUUUUACCCGGAAUCAAAGUAGAACCUAUGAGUGGAGUGAUAGGACCAAAGAUGAUAAUACCUUUUGAUGUUAUUGUAAAGAUUACUUGUGUAAUAGAGUUCAACUUUGAUUUGGUACUUAAAAUUAAUAAUAAAGAGAAUGUUGUAGUUCCAGUCACCGGGAAUGUGGUAGAGCCCAAAUUAAACAUUCAACCGAAAAAUAUUUACAUGUCACGCAUACCAUGCAAUAUGUUAACUUAUGUACAAGUUAUUAUACAAAAUACUUGCAACGUCAAAUCUGAAAUAGAGGUAAUCGACGGUGAUGAUGAGAUUUUUAAUGUCUACUAUAACAAAGGUAAUGAAAAAUGUAGACUUACGAAGUUUGAUAUUGAAGGAGGACAAACUAAAACAAUUUUUAUACAAGUUCAAGGAACAUUUCGAAGAGAAUACGAUUUUUAUAUGCCUUUUAGAGUAAACGGAUUAAUAGGACCACCUGAAAUUAAUUCUCAAUCACAUGAUCUUAAAUACUACAUCGAAAAGAACGUGGAGUUGUAUGAGAACAAUCCAAAGGUGAAACUAAAAUCGAUUAAUAAAGAAAUCAGCUUUUGCCGCAUCAAUGGUGUAAUAAGUUUACCACAGCUAGAAUUUUCUGUUGAUCAUUUUGAAAUAAUAUACAAAAUGAAUGCUAACAACAGUAUUGAGUUUACGAUGAAAAAUGUUUCGAAACACACAUUGCACAUUACAAUAUUAAUUUCAAAAAUACCGCCAAAUUUCACCUUAAAUUUAACAUCCGAAGAAAGUUUACUUAUGACAACUGAAAAUUACCUCAAAUUCGAAUUGAUUACAUUAAAGGCCGCUAACUUUUGUUUGAAGUUUCAUCCUAAAGGACCUGGCAGAUUUGUGUCUGUUGCUUUAUUAUAUCUUGGUACAAACACGACACCUUAUUACAAUCUAACGUUUGUCGGUGUCAAUGAAAUGCCAACCUUAAUACCAAGCAAAUCCCGAAUAGUAUUUCCUGCGAUAUAUGUUGGUAAAACAGUGUUCAAUAUUGUAACCUUCACACUCGAUAUUGAAGCAGAUUUGAGUUCAUUUUCUUUUGCAUCGAAUAAACAGAAGUUUGUAACAGUAGAAUUAUUAGAUUAUGAAAUCAUUGAAAACAAUACGACAAAGAAAAAUACAUCUAUAAGCGCUAAGAUAUCUGUUUAUAGUGAAAAACCAAUUGUUGCCUCUUCUACGAUUACAUUAAGACAUUCUAGUGGCUCGAGUUGUGACAUAGAAAUCAAAUUCUGUUUUACAUAUUGCCCCCUCACUUUACAUGUAGAAUCAAUUGUCCACUAUGAAGAUAAUCCAUACCCAUAUUAUCCUGAAGAAACUCAAAUUGAUCUCUAUAACUACAUGGAUAAAAGUUCUCAAUUCCUUGAAAGGUGGAUGUUUUACCAGGGUUUUAGAAAGGAACUGUAUCCCAAAAUUCCUGAAACACUUAAUGCGUUAUCAAUUGCUAUGUCAUCUCAAGCAAAAGAAAAAUCGAAAGGGAUUAAUGUUUCUUAUCUUAGUUUCAUUAGAAGGAUUGCAGGACCGUUACUAAAGCAUAUACAUAAAGUGGAAGUAUUUGACGCAGACGAAGCAGUCAGGCAAGUGAAAGAUAUUCAUGGUGUUUAUGGAGAAAUUAUUAAGUUACUAAAAUCUCGCGGAGCAAACAUAUGGGCAUUAGAGGCAAAGUUUCUCUUAAGUUACGACCAAUUCGUUACUUAUGUGUCAAAUGUACCACCAAAAAAUAAUGCAGAUAAAUGUUUCAUACAGGAAAUUUUAAAUGACAUGACGUUGUUCAAGAGAUUAAACAAACAAUGUUGGAUAGACUUUAUCUUGCAAAGCUACAAGGUUUUCAUAUUAGAUAGUUGCUUUUUUGAUUGUGUUUGCGUCAGUUCACAGCCAAGAGACAUAUUAAAUACAUUAAUUAAUUGGUAUAACGACCAGCUGAGAGCACAUUACGCGCAAUGUCUGAAAGGGGAGACGGUUAAAUGUAUAAAAAAUAUCACAACCGACUUAUGUGACGGUAUUGCUAUCAUUGCAGCAUUUUUAAAUCACUGUUCAUUUCUAAAAGACCACUUCUCUAUAUACAGUAUGGAAAGUGAGUGUGACACUGAUAAUGGAAAAAUUAAUAAUGCUUGUCUAAUCAUUGAAGCUAUCAACCAUUUACGGCUCAACUUUCCGAUAAGUUGUUUAGAGUUGCUUGAACCAAAUUUCUUGCAAAUGUUUUUUUUAUCCAUUACUUUAUAUGUUGUUUUGCCAAUGUUCAAACCGAAGGACACAAUAAAAUUUAAUCCACCACUAUUAAAAAGUUCCACGCGUAGAGUUUCAAUAAAUCCAGCAAGUCAAGAAUCUUUAACCCUUGCGUAUUUCCUGCUUGAUAAUUCAAAGAAUACUUUUAGCGUUGAAAAAAUAGUUGCCGGUGAGAGUGGUAAAAAAGUUGCCGUCAAUGUUACUUACAAUGCUAACUUUGUUGAUGAAUGUAAAUCAAUUCUGUUAGUACAUGGGUAUAAUAAAACACGAAUUUUUGAUACCUACAUAGUAUUUAUGCUCUCCGGGAAAGUAGAGACUUUCGCCCCUUUAAGAAAAUGCAAGGUUUCGGGGCCUAAUUAUCGACAACAAAGAGUUGAUGUUUUCGUUUCGUCUCCCUUCACAGCUACGUCUACAUUUACAAUGUACAUCUUAGAUGAGGAACCGUUUUUACCUGUAGUACUUGAAGCUAAUCCAAAGCGUAAGUUCUAUGCAACACGACUUCAUCUUAUUGACAAAGAAGUAACAUUACCCGGUAUGCCUAAAGAAAGUGGACAAGAAGUUGUGGAACAUAAGGUUCAUUUUCUUAUGUUCUGUUUAAAUGCUCAAAUCAGUAAUACAUGGAUCUGGUUUAAAAGUAAUGUUGGAGAAUUCUUUAUAAAAGUGACGUCACAACCACGAUGCGACAUAUAUCUCGAUACGCUGUAUGUCCAAGUUCCUGAAUGGCCGAUGCCUCCUUGCAGCUGCGGGAAAGAGUGUGAAUGUUACCGCACUACUUUUCUGAUAAUACCUCAUCGCAAUGACAUUAUGAUAAAAUCCUUACGCGGAGCAAUAACAGAAAGGGCUUCCGAAAAGAUGGUUGAAAACUUUGAUCAAUUGAUAGAAACAUCAACAGGAAGGGUUGUUCUCGGUAUGCUUUUAGCUGAAGGUGGUACAAAUAUAUCCGAAGUGCAACACAUUCUGCGCAAUGAGACCUCGUUUCGUGUGACGGCGCGCUCGCUGGAGCCGCGAAUCGACCGAGUGACACUUGCCCAGCACACUGAAGACACCUUAGCCCUGCCAAUAACGGUACCCGUGUGCGAUAAACCUGAGAAAUUCUCAGUCACUUUCACCUCUGAAUGCGGUUUGGAUAUACGCACAUACAAAGUCGUAUUUACUGAGAAUGAACAAAUUUAAUAUUUUAUUAUCAUGUUUUUUGAGGAUCUAAUAUUUGAUAGAAAUAAUAAUUCGUUACCUAUAAUCCUUUUACAAUGUUUGUUGUAAUUAUCUAUAUAUUUCUUAUUUUUUUUACAUGUAUAAAAUUACAAUAUUUUUAGUUCCUAG